Molecule: messenger RNA, 2984 nt
Organism: Diceros bicornis minor
Lineage: Eukaryota; Metazoa; Chordata; Mammalia; Perissodactyla; Rhinocerotidae
Gene: ERG
Product: ETS transcription factor ERG
Exons: 11
Coding region: 144-1604 (486 amino acids)
Biological process (GO): regulation of transcription by RNA polymerase II; cell differentiation
Cellular component (GO): nucleus
Molecular function (GO): sequence-specific DNA binding; DNA-binding transcription factor activity, RNA polymerase II-specific; protein binding
Source: RefSeq, a predicted model, not a curated record
AAGAUUUUUGAAGACCCAAGGAAAGCUGUGUUGACCAAAAGCAAGACAAAUGACUCACAGAGACAAAAGAUGGUGGAGCCGAGGGCAAUUAAAGCUGCCUCAGGUUCUGAAUGGAUGGUAAAUGAGCUGGCCUACUGAAGGACAUGAUUCAGACUGUCCCGGACCCAGCAGCUUAUAUCAAGGAAGCGCUAUCAGUCGUGAGCGAGGACCAGUCUUUGUUCGAGUGCGCCUACGGAACGCCGCACCUGGCUAAGACGGACAUGACCGCGUCCUCCUCCGGCGACUAUGGACAGACAUCCAAGAUGAGCCCACGCGUCCCUCAGCAGGACUGGCUGUCUCAACCCCCGGCCAGGGUCACCAUCAAGAUGGAAUGUAACCCUAACCAGGUGAACGGCUCCAGGAACUCACCCGAUGAAUGCAGCAUGGCAAAAGGCGGGAAGAUGGUGGGCAGCCCAGACACUGUCGGGAUGAAUUAUGGCAGCUACCUGGAGGAGAAGCACAUGCCGCCACCAAACAUGACCACGAACGAGCGCAGAGUUAUCGUCCCAGCAGAUCCUACGCUAUGGAGCACGGACCAUGUCCGGCAGUGGCUGGAGUGGGCAGUGAAAGAAUACGGCCUCCCAGACGUCGACAUCUUAUUAUUCCAGAAUAUCGACGGGAAGGAACUGUGCAAGAUGACCAAAGACGACUUUCAGAGGCUCACCCCAAGCUACAAUGCUGACAUCCUUCUCUCGCAUCUCCACUACCUCAGAGAGACUCCUCUUCCACAUUUGACUUCAGAUGAUGUUGAUAAAGCCUUACAAAACUCUCCACGGUUAAUGCAUGCUAGAAACACAGGGGGUGCGGCUUUUAUUUUCCCCAAUACUUCAGUAUAUCCUGAAGCUACGCAAAGAAUUACAACUAGGCCAGAUUUACCUUAUGAACCACCCAGGAGAUCAGCCUGGACGGGUCACGGCCACCCCACCCCCCAGUCAAAAGCUGCUCAACCAUCUCCUUCCACAGUGCCCAAAACUGAAGACCAGCGUCCUCAGUUAGAUCCUUACCAGAUUCUUGGACCAACAAGUAGCCGCCUCGCAAAUCCAGGAAGUGGACAGAUCCAGCUCUGGCAGUUUCUCCUGGAGCUCCUGUCAGACAGCUCCAACUCCAACUGCAUCACCUGGGAAGGCACCAAUGGGGAAUUCAAGAUGACGGAUCCCGAUGAGGUCGCCCGGCGUUGGGGAGAACGGAAAAGCAAACCCAAUAUGAACUACGAUAAACUCAGCCGUGCCCUCCGUUACUACUAUGACAAAAAUAUCAUGACCAAAGUCCACGGGAAGCGCUACGCCUACAAGUUCGACUUCCAUGGAAUCGCCCAGGCCCUCCAGCCCCACCCUCCAGAAUCAUCUCUCUACAAGUACCCCUCGGACCUCCCUUACAUGGGCUCCUAUCACGCCCACCCCCAGAAGAUGAACUUUGUGGCCCCCCACCCUCCGGCCCUACCUGUGACGUCAUCCAGUUUUUUUGCUGCCCCGAACCCAUACUGGAAUUCGCCAACUGGAGGGAUCUACCCUAACACUAGGCUUCCAGCCAGCCAUAUGCCUUCUCACCUGGGCACUUACUACUAAAGACCUGAGGGAGGUCUUUCCCAACAGCACACGAUCACCGAUAACUUGCCACAAACUCUACUGGAGAACAUGACUCAAAAGUGCCUCAAGAGGAAUGGAAACGCUUGACUGGGGCUGGGGAAGGAAGCCAGGGAAGAGACCCAAAAACUCUUAGUGGGAGGGAAUUACUAAAAUAUCACCACAGAAAUAAAGAGGAUGCUGAAGAUGUAAUGUAUACGGACAUGUAAUCUGUGGACCAACCUUGUAAAAGACGUUGUAAGUAGAAGCAUGACGUCAUGAGGACAGAGUGCCAAAGAAAGUGUUCUUAAGAAGUGUAUAAACUUUAGAGCAGAGUUUGGGAUCCUGCAAAUGCAAACUGGGAUUAGACUAAACCCACAGAGAUAACACAGUCUUGACCUAACGUCCCAUGUAUAAUGUCAUUUUAAGGAAAACUACCUGUAUUUAAAAACAGAAACAUAUCAAAAACAAGAAAAGAAAAGAAAAAAGAGAAAGAUUGUGGCCCAUCAACGGACGUUGAUAUGGAACUUAUUGGCACUUGCUGUUUUGGGUGAAAUCAGAUUCAUUCCAUUUGAUGGAGAGCUACCAGCUCUCUCAAACUGUGAAGACAACCCAAAGUUUCCAACUCCUUUAUAGUAUUACAGGAACUGUGAGCCAAACGGGGGGACUGAGAACGUGUGCAGAGGGAGCAUGUGGUUGUGGACAGCGGGCUGGAGGAGGCGGAAGAGAAGGAAGCAGAGCAGGAGAAGCAAGUACUGGGAGAGAAGCUUUCUGAAGCAGCCAAGAGCGGACUUAGGACAGUAUUGGGACUGUGGAGGAUGAGUCAUGGAGAUUUGAGGUUACAGAAGGUCAGCGUUAUACCAAACCCAGUGUUAGGAGGAAGGACACAGCAUCAGGGAGGAAGGGGAAGUAGUGGAAUUCAGAAACAAAAAUAUGCAUCUCUUUUUUUUUUUGUUUGUCAAAAGAAAAUUUUAACUGGAAUUGUCUGAUAUUUAAAAGAAACAUUCAGGACCUCAUCAUGACGUGGGGGCUCUGUUCCCCACGGGGUCAGGUAAGAGAUGGCCUUCUCGGCCACCACAAUCCAAAAUCACCUAGGCAUUGGGGUUAGGCGGGCUCCAGUUUUCCUGUCGAGUCGCGAACGCUGUGCGUUUGUCAGAAUGAAGUAUACGAGUCAAUGUUUUUUUUUUUUUCCUUUUUAUAUAAUAAUUAUAUAACUUAUGCAUUUAUACACUACGAGUUGAUCUCGGCCAGCCAAAGAUACACGACAAAAGAGACAAUCAAUGAUAGAAUGUGGCCUUGAAUUUUAACUCUGUAUGCUUAAUGUUUACAAUAUGAAGUUAUUAGUUCUUAGAAUGCAGAAUGUAUGUAAUAAAAUAAGCUUGG